Messenger RNA from Entamoeba dispar SAW760, 1365 nucleotides. RefSeq lists its product as uncharacterized. The record is from RefSeq and is a predicted model, not a curated record. The coding region runs from base 1 to 1365 and encodes 454 amino acids. NCBI's taxonomy places the organism in Eukaryota, Evosea, Mastigamoebida, Endamoebidae. The transcript is spliced from 2 exons.
AUGAAUAAACAAUAUGAAUAUAUAUUGGAACACACUCCUAAAGAAGGCACAUAUGAUGAAAACCUUCAUGGACUUAUUAUGGUCCCAAUUGAAGGAUUUGAACCAAUACCAGUACGUUUUAUUUUAAGUAAAGAAAAUCCUUAUAACUUUACAUUUUUUGUUUUUCAUAGUGCAGAAAAAGAUAUUAAAGAAAUAGAAGAAGAAAUGAAAAUGGUAACAAAGAUAUUUAAGGCAAGAUGUAUUUCAUUUGAUUAUCCAGGAUAUGGAUUAAAUAAAAAUAAAAAAGAUAUAGAUUUAGUUCUUAUGGUAGAUGCAGUUUUAAAAAGAAUAAAUAAAAGAGGAUACAGAGAAGAUAGAAUAUUAUUAUUUGGGUAUGAACAUGGGUGUGGACCAGCAUUACAAUAUGCUACAGUUUUAGCAGAAAGAAAGAAAGAGAAAUUAUCAUUAGAGAGUUCUGGUAUUAUUUUGUUUUAUCCAUUAGAUACUAUUCCAUUAGGAGUUGAUUAUCAUUUUCCUAAAUUCUUCAAUUCAGUUCAAAAUGUAGUUUAUUUCAGAGUUUUAAUGAUGAUUCCAAAGAGAGACAGUUAUUUUACAUCCUUAAAUCAAUUAAGGAAGAUUGGGUAUGAGGACCAUGAAUGGAAAGAUCGUGUAGAGGUAUGUGUUCAUAGCUUUUCAAGAUUAAAACCAACAUCAUUAAAUAAGGUAAAAAUAUUAAAACUUUUAGAAAGUACAAAUCCUUGGUUUAAGAAACUUAAUAAUCAAAUUAAUAAAUAUAAACAUGGAAAAAUAAAUAUCUCUAUGGUAAUUACUACAGUAAUGAAAGUAAAUAAAAAAAUUCCAUCAAUACCUAUUCAUAAUGACUUCUUUAUUAUGCAAUUUUUAGAAAGAAAUAAAUUAGAAGAUUUUAUUCCUAUUUUUGAAGAAAGAAAAAUAUAUUCUGUAGUGUAUACUCUCAUGGGUAACAUUGAAACUAAUAUCUUAGUUGAAGAGAAUAAAACAAUGUUAGAUAAAUUUUCAAAUGUUGUUAGACAAUACAGACAAUUUGUAUCUAAGGAUUGGGACUUAUUACGUAAAGAUGUAUUAUGUGAAACUUUAAAUAGAAUUGAGAUAAAUACAAACAUAUUAAUGAAACAAAAAAGUACAUUACAUCAACUAAAGGAAAAUCCAAUAAAUAUACCACAUGAAAUUGAAAUGGAUAAACUUUCUACUAAAACAUCAAAAUCUGAAAGGUUUACAAUCCCUAAAUGGGCUAAAGGGAUUGAGUGUAAUUUUGAGAUAUUUACUUAUCAAUCUGUUAAUUUCUCAGAUUAUUUUUCUUACAGAGACUCUUUGAAAACAAAACAUCUCAGCUCUUUGUCAAAAUAA